AUGACUAAAAUGGGGUCUAACCACCCCCAAAUUAGAGGUCCAGAGGGUCUGAGAAGCGCCAUUCAUGCCGUUUACGCUGGCGAUGGCUUCGGAUUGAGUCGAGUAUACUAUGAUUGCCGUGGUUGGCGCCGACAGCAGGACGAAGCAGUGUUGUAUGCUAUCGAACUCUCGAAAAGCGGGACCAUAGCCCAGCAUCCUUCCUCUUCUUAUCCUACUACGACGGCGGGCAACGGUUCUCUUGAUGCCGUCUCGGCUUCUGGCGACGCUAUGUAUAGCGGGGCUUUUUGUCUCUUGGUUAUCUGCUACUGGCUCCGUAGAUACCAGAUCGUAUCUCGACUACCGGCGUCCUUCUGCUUGGGUUGGGAUCCGUCGACAACUUAUCGUUCGCCCAUGUCUUCCUACUUUGAGAUCCCCGAGCGCUUAGUCGGCCAACCCCUAUCUCCUUAUUCUUUAGCUUCUGACGAUUCUACCAUGCCUGACGAGGAAACUACCGCUCCUCUUGAAUCCAACCCUGCAAUCAAGGUUGAAGAAGCCGAAAGUCCUGCGCCUGAUUCCCCUGUAGAUACCCGUAGAAGAGUCGAGGACCACGUUGUGGAACUGCUCAAGCUAAUGAGUGAAGAGCUUGGAGGGGAUAAAUAUUAA
Puccinia graminis f. sp. tritici CRL 75-36-700-3 is the source of this 642-nucleotide messenger RNA. RefSeq lists its product as uncharacterized. The coding region runs from base 1 to 642 and encodes 213 amino acids. Lineage: Eukaryota; Fungi; Basidiomycota; Pucciniomycetes; Pucciniales; Pucciniaceae. The transcript is spliced from 5 exons. The record is from RefSeq and is a predicted model, not a curated record.